UUAUUUUGAUAAACGUAUUUCCGGUUUGAGUUUUACAUCCUGUAAAGGGGGCCGUUUUCCAGUUGCUGGAUAAAAUUGAACGAUGCGCUAAAGAAAAUAUCGACAACAGGUAUUUCUUAAGGUGUAAUGCUUACAGAUAUUAAUGAUGGAGAGUGGAACAGGAGUCUAUUACCAAGCAAUGCCUGCAGUGGGACCCGAUGGGAAAAAUGUCAUGAAGUUGAUUCCUGUCCAGAAAGUAAAUGGACAGUUUUAUCAGACACCAUUUAGUACAGAAAGAGACAGUGUGGAUGUACAACUGAAAGCCUAUGCAAAACCGGUUCAUCCACCUGCUGCUGCUUCAUCUCAAACACAGAUGCGGCUUCCCUCCCUCCAGACCAUAGCAGAUGGACGAUAUGUCCUAAAAGCCCUGCCGCAGGUCAGAACUGUAUCUAACGCUGUCAAAACUCAACAUGGUGGAACUAAUGACCUCAUUAUUCACAAUCCACAGCCAGUGCAUGUUCCUCUUUCAACACAAUCGCUUUCCCAGUAUUCAGUCCAGUUGCCGCCUCAGCCCAAUGGACAGGGCAUGGUGGCAGUCCAAAUGUUGCCUGUUACAGUUAAAUCACCUGUUCUCCCAAACGGUCAUUUCCUGCAGAUCCCUCCGAAUGCGAAAGUUAGGACUCUGCCAGCCACUGCGCUCCCACAGUCCAUCAAAUGCCGGAUAAUGAACUCUGUGAGUAACACCCCUAACCUCCAAAAGAGUCCACCAACCGUUGUGCUUGUUUCCCCUGUGAACUCUGUUAAGCUCAAUUCUGACCAGCAAGUAGUUUCGGUUACAAAGCCAAGUCAAAUACAGAAGACCCGGUUUCAAAAUCUGGUUACAAAAUUGCAAACACCUGUUUGCGUUUCUAAAACAAAUGAAGAAGUGAACACUCCCUUAAAAUGGGUCGUCCGGGAGGGAACAGGUGCAUCCGCUCCUUGCCUUGUACCUGUAAUGACACCGAAUGUCAACUCUGACACUAUAAAAGCAGUCACGAAUGUCAACUCAGUUGGGACGGCAAAUGAAAUUGUGCCAAGCAAACCCACACCUCCUCAGACCAGCCAAGAAAAGAUCACCCCAGGCAAAGACAACGCCCUGGUCAUGUGCAAUGGGAAAGUCUACUUUGUGGCCAAGAAAAAUUCUGAGAUCGCCAAGGAUGUGAUGAUCAGCGAAGGUGGGAAAAGAGGGGUUGUCAGCACCUCUCCUGCGCUGCCUGCCAGCUCCGCUCUGGGGACAAACUCUUCUAAGCAAGACCCAAAAAGAAAUGUAAGUGAAAUUAUUGAUCUCUGUGAUGACGAUGAGGAAACGUCCACAUGUCUGGGAGGUGCCCCGGGAAAUUUGCCUACACCGAGUCAAACGGAGGUGGAUGAGAGCGAUGAAGACUCUAAUGUCAUAUUUGUGUCAUACAUUCCACCCAAGUCAGAGACUCGUGCUGGUGAUAAAGUGGAGAAAGCUUCCUCCCAGAACAAAUCUGAGGAAGUUCAACACACACAGACAAGCGCAAAGUCUGUCUCACAGAAUGAAGGGGAAAAACUGGCACAUGCGGAAAUUGAAAAAGAUGGUGGUCCAGAUAAUUAUUCAGCCAAAAUGGGUGAUGAGAUGAUGGAUGAGCAGAUCGAGGGAAAUGAAAGAGAUGAAAGCAACUUGAGCUGUCUUUCUGAAAAUGUGAAUAUGGAGGCAGAUAAAGACUUGGAGAGUGGAAGUCCACCUGAGACGAGAAGUCAAGAUGAUGCAGCUCUCGCUGAAACUGCCAGCGUUUUGGAAGCACCCCAGAAUGUCUGUGUUCAAGCCACUUAUGAUACUGAAAAGGCCUAUGAAAAUCUAGAAUCUGAUCAGAGGAGUCAACCCAAGACUGACUGUGAGCUAAGAAAAGAAUUUGGCAUCACCUCUGAUGUACAAAUUUGCUUGCAAAGACCAAAGCCGAUUGUGAAGCCAGAUCAACUGACAGAGAGAUUUUUCAUAAACAAACGCACAUUAGACGGCCUUCGUAAAGUGAUCCAGGAGUCAAAGUUGCAGUCAAAAAUACAGCAAAUGAUGCAGGCAAGUUACAUAUUCAUGCAUCCAAAUUGUGUUGUAAUUUACAGUGCAUGUACAUAUUUCCUACAUCAGUGUUGAUCAGAUGCUA
Messenger RNA from Sinocyclocheilus grahami, 2144 nucleotides. RefSeq names its product ligand-dependent nuclear receptor-interacting factor 1-like. Gene Ontology annotation, molecular function: nuclear retinoic acid receptor binding. Gene Ontology annotation, biological process: regulation of DNA-templated transcription. The coding region runs from base 143 to 2134 and encodes 663 amino acids. NCBI's taxonomy places the organism in Eukaryota, Metazoa, Chordata, Actinopteri, Cypriniformes, Cyprinidae. The transcript is spliced from 3 exons. The record is from RefSeq and is a predicted model, not a curated record.